Messenger RNA from Plasmodium gaboni, 1752 nucleotides. RefSeq names its product putative protein, unknown function. The transcript has a single exon. Bases 1 to 1752 code for a protein of 583 amino acids. The record is from RefSeq and is a predicted model, not a curated record. NCBI's taxonomy places the organism in Eukaryota, Apicomplexa, Aconoidasida, Haemosporida, Plasmodiidae.
AUGACUAAAGUAUUUUUUCCUAUAUUAUAUUUAUUAACAAUUUUAAAUAUAUUAAUAUUGUGUGAAGAAAAUGAAUUAACUAUAGAAAAUGAUCAAGACAGUAAUUACAAUUAUACAAAAGUAAAACUUAAUGAAGGAUGUACAUUACAUAAUACUUGUAGUAUAAAUGAUGAAAAGAAAAACUUUAUAUCACAAAAUGAAGAAUUUCAAAGUAAGUUAUUUAGUAAUAAUAUAGAAAAUGAAGAAGAAGAAUUAUCUGAUUAUUUAAAUAUGUUUAAUAAUGUUGAUGAGAACUCUAAUAAUUCUCCACAUUGUCAGACAGACUUAUCCCUAAUAGAAAGUCUUCAAACAUUAACAGAUAUUACAUCGGGUAAUGAUACAUUAUAUAGUAUAAUACCUGAUAACAUUUCAGAAUCUGAUGUAGAAUUAAUAAAAGAUGAAGAAAAUGAAAUUCUUGAAAAUUUAAAUGACAAUGAAGUUAUAAAAGAAUUAUUAAUAAAUGAUAUUCAAAGUGAUGUUGAGGAAAAUAAUUUAGUGGAUAAUCACUUGAAUAAUAUGGAAAAUAUAAAUGUUAAUUAUAAUUUAAAUGAUAAUCUUAAUAUGAUUCAUAAUGUUAAUAAUGAUAUUAAUGUUAAUAUGCAUAAUAAUAUUGAUAAUAACCAGAAUGUUGAUAUGAAUAAUAAUAAUGUUGAUAUGAAUAAUAAUAAUGCGGAUAUAAAUAAUAAUAAUAAUGCUGAUAUAAAUUAUAAUAAUGCUGAUAUAAAUGAUAAUAAUGCUGAUAUGAAUAAUAAUAACGUAUAUAUAAAUUAUGAUGCUAAUAAUGAAAAUGAAGAGGUAAUAAAUGAAGGAAUGAACCAAGAGAAAAUGGAAGAAAAUAACGAUGAGUAUAUGGAUGAAAUGAUGGAAACUUAUGAAGAUAACGAAAAUGAAUAUAACACUGAACAAAAGGAAAUAUAUACAGAAGAACCAACUUCAUCAACAAACGUGGAACCGGAAAAAGAAAAUGAAAAUGAUAAUAAUGUAUACUCGAAAAAGGAAUACGAAUAUAUAAUAGAUACAGAUGACACAGAACACAUGACUGUACAACAUGGAGAUAAAACGUUGUCACUUAUUAAAAUUAAAAAGGUAGAGAAACCAACUGGUAAGGAACCAGAAAAUAUAGGACGACGUAGUAGAAAAAAAGGAAGUAUGCUGGAAUUCACUGAACAAAAAAAAAAAUUAAAAGGUCUAGUAGUAAUGCCUCAUGAAAUGUAUGACUUACAUAAAGGCAAAGGUAAAAAUUUACCCAAACAAUGGGAAUAUGAAUUUGAAGAAUUUAGUGAUGACGAUAGUGAUGAUGAAAGUGAUUUUGAAAGUGAUGACGAAGAUGAUGAUUAUGAGGACGAUGCUGAAGAUGAAGAAAAAGACGAUGUUGACGAGCAGCUAAAAGAACGAGCUGAUGAGGAGGAAGAAUAUCAAGAAGAUGACGAUUAUGAAGAUAUGGAAGAUGAAGAUGAAGAAGAUGAUGAUGAUGAGGAUUUAAAAUAUGAUUUCUUUGAUGAUGAAAAUUAUGAAGACGAUGAGUAUGAUGAAGAUAAUUUUGAAUCACCAGAGGGAGAAGAAAAUGCAUCCGAAAAUAAUUUUAAUAGAAGAAAUAAGCAAAGAAUGGAUAUAUUGAAUAUGAUUUUAAUGAGAGAUAUGUUAUCUAAUUUGGAUGAAAAUAAUGUCUCUUUUGAUGACCUAAAUGAUAUAUACGAUUUCAUGAAUAAAUGA